Messenger RNA from Ochotona princeps (American pika), 315 nucleotides. RefSeq names its product large ribosomal subunit protein P1-like. The record is from RefSeq and is a predicted model, not a curated record. Bases 1 to 315 code for a protein of 104 amino acids. Lineage: Eukaryota; Metazoa; Chordata; Mammalia; Lagomorpha; Ochotonidae. The transcript has a single exon.
AUGGCCUCUACUCCGAGCUCUCUGAUCUCGCACAAUGAGGUGACCAUCAUGGGGGACAAGCGCAAUGCCCCGGGAAGGCAGCUGUGUCAUGUGACACUCUUCUGGUCUGGCUUGUUGGGCAAGACGCUGGCCAACAGCAACAACCGGAGGCUCAUUUGCAAAGUUGGGGCUGGCAGACCUCCAGAGGCAGGUGCCGCCCCAGCAGGGUACCCUGUGCCCCUGGUGGUUGCCGCUCCAGCUGAGAAGGAAGCAGAAACAAAGAACGAAGAGCCUGAGGAGUCUGAUGACAACAGGGGGCUCUGGCUUUUUGACUAA